Molecule: messenger RNA, 3193 nt
Organism: Gymnodraco acuticeps
Lineage: Eukaryota; Metazoa; Chordata; Actinopteri; Perciformes; Bathydraconidae
Gene: mcf2b
Product: proto-oncogene DBL
Exons: 26
Coding region: 115-3153 (1012 amino acids)
Biological process (GO): dendrite development
Cellular component (GO): cytoplasm
Molecular function (GO): guanyl-nucleotide exchange factor activity
Source: RefSeq, a predicted model, not a curated record
GUGUGUGUUACCGUGCCAUCGCUGCAGUUGCUCGCUCCCGACACCUACCACGUCCCGCUGCAGACUUCCCGGGCCGGGAGAGAACCGGGAGAGAACCGGGAAGAGCGGAGAGCCAUGGCAGAGUCCAACCCGAUGUGGGGCUUCCCCCGUCUGCGCCGGGCCGCGACCUCAUUUCCAGGAAAUCUGCAUCUGGUCUUGGUGCUCGGCCCUAGCGGUUUGUUAAGCUCCGCCCCCAGUCCGUCUUCAAGCACUGACCUCGGCUUCCGCUUCAGCCAGGAUGACUUCCUGUUAAAGAUGCCGGUGGUGAUGUUACGUUCUGUUGGUGACCUGCUGCGCUACAUCGAUGAACACCACCUGACAUCAGACUUCACUGCAAAAGUGGAGUACUGCCAAAGUGACUGGGUCCUCCUCCGUCAGGCCAUUGAGACCUUUGCAGUGACAGUGAAGAAGAUCGCCCAGCAUCUUCAGGGUUUUGGCGCAGAGCUUUCUGAAACUGACCUUCCAGAUGAAGCUAAUGCCAUCGAGUUCCUGCUACACUCACACACACACCGAUACCGGCAGAUGAAGGACGAUAUCCGGAGCGUGCUGAAAGAAGGACGGCUGCUGCUGUCAAACCUGGAGACGGUCAAAGCCUCAAAGAGAGAUGUAGACGCGGAGAGGGACUUAAAAUCAGACAUGGACACUGUUCAAAGGCUCCUGGCUCAGCUCAGAGACAUGGAGGAGGCGUUUGAUGGCUUCUUUGAGAAACACCACCUGAAGCUACAGCAGUACCUCCAGCUGCUGCACUAUGAAAUGAGGUUCCACAAGAUGGAGGAGGUGCUGGAGAAGAUCACUGCCAAAGAGGCGGACAUUGACUCUGUGGGAACAACUGUGGUUCAGACAGAGCAGCUGCUGAUGGACCUGGAGAUACUGGACGCAAACGCUCAGGAGGAGAUGGCUCGUGCCCAGGUGUUGAUCCUGCAUGGCCACCAGUUGGCGGCCAACCACCAUUACGCCCUGGCGCUCAUUGUCCAGCGCUGCAACGAGCUGCGGCAUCGCUGUGACCUCAUCACUGCUGCCGUACGCAUCAAGAGGGCCUCGCUCACCAGAGCACAAGACCUGCUGCUCCGCCUUGAAGGGGCCCUUCGGUGGUGUGACGAGGGUGCCUAUCUUCUGGCGAGUCAGAUGGUGGACAGGUUCCAAACCCGGGAGGGGGCUCAGGAGGCGCUGCAGUACCUCACCUAUCACCAAGAGAGGGCGCCGUCUGCACUGAAGAACAAUCAGGACAUCGUCAGCCUGGAGCUGGAAGCCAUACUCACCCCACAGCUGCAGUCCCAAAUUUCCAUGGUGGCAGAGAAACUGAACUCGAUGCAGUCCAUGAUCAGAAACAGAGAGCAGUGUCUGAAGAAGCUGGCCGAUGUACAAAUCAGACCCAUUCAGCUGGUGGCCCCGAGGCCCGAACAUACCUCGCAGCGCUGCAAGUCACCCCUCUUCUCCCCAAAACAUGGUGUAGACUUUAACGUCCUGAACUCCAAGUUCUCCUUUGAUCUGCUACCUGGCAAACGAGCGGCGAGAAAGAACAACAACCAACGCAAGAUCGAGGUAAUGCAUGAUUUUCAAGGCAACCGCAGCUGUUUGUAUGGCUCCACAACAGAAACAGAUUCAGAGGCAGAAGACAAUCCAGAGCAGGUCACACGCCAUGUAAUGAAGGAGCUGAUCGCUACAGAGAGGAUCUAUGUGGACGAGCUGCUCUCUGUCCUUCUGGGCUACAGAGCAGAAAUGGAGGACCCAUCCAUGUCUAAUCUUCUUCCUUCAGCUCUGCGCAGCCAGAAGGACGUUCUGUUCGGCAACAUGCCAGAGAUUUACCAGUUCCACAGCAGGAUCUUCCUCCAAGAUCUGCAGAGUUGCCUGGAGACACCAGAGAGGGUGGGGGCUUGCUUCCUACAACGGAAAAAGAAGUUCCAGGUAUACCAGCGUUACUGCCAAAACAAGCCACGCUCCGAGUUGCUAUGGAGACAGUGCUCUGAUUCAACCUUCUUCAAGGAGUGCCAGAAGAAGCUAGACCACAAGCUGGGUCUGGACUCUUACCUCCUGAAACCAGUCCAGCGCCUCGCCAAGUACCAGCUGCUCCUCAAGGAGCUGCUGAAGCACUGCACGGAGGAUCUGUACCGCUGUGAGCUGCAGGAGGCUCUGGACUCCAUGUUGGAGCUGCUGAAGUCUGUCAACGACUCCAUGCAUCAGAUCGCCAUCACUGGAUAUCAGGCCGAUCUCAGCCAGCUGGGCCGGGUGGUGCUGCAGGGGGGCUUCAGCGUGUGGAUCAGCCAUAAGAGGGCGGCGGUGCGCAUGAAGGAGCUGGCCCGGUUCAAACCCAUGCAGAGACACCUCUUCCUGUACGAGCUCGCCCUGCUCUUCUGCAAGCGCCGAGACGAGGACAAUCACGAAAGGAUGCCCUACUACAGCUUCAAGUCCUGCCUCAGAAUGAGUGCAGUGGGAAUCACAGAAAAUGUGAAAGGAGAUGUGAAGAAAUUUGAAAUCUGGUACAGCGGCAGAGAAGUGGUGUACAUUGUUCAGGCUCCCACACUGGAGAUCAAAGUUGCCUGGCUGACGGAGAUUCGAAAAAUUCUCACCAACCAGCAGAAAAAUCGCCAUGAUGAGGCUCUUACACUUUCAGACAACCCUCUCUCUGACAGUGCAUCAGUGAUGUGUGUGUCGUGGGGCGGAGCAUCGGUUGGAGGCUGCUCAGCGUGUCUCCCUGUUCCUAACAGCUCCUCAACAACAAGCCACUCCCACAUGACUCGAGGGGAGGAGUCUAUUUACACAAGCCCCGCCCACUCUGAGCCAGUGGUCAAUUCACCUCGACGCACCUGGCCUGUUCCUGCUCACACCGUGGCGAUCUGUGAGGGCCUGGAGGACUGGGGGGCCGCUACAGACCUCUCCAACCUGUCGGACUCAGAUGAGGAGGAUCAGCCUUCCCCUCUGGUGGUGGGCAGGUACCGGGUCCUGGUAGAGAGCAGCAUGGCCAGCACUGAUGACAUCAUCUUCAACUGCGGUGACGUAAUCCAGCUGCUGCAUGAGGAAAUGUCGGGAAUGUGGAUGGUGAGGAAUAUAAGUCGUAAGGAAGAAGGGCGUGUUUUACCUGAGGACCUGCACAGGAUUCUGGGAGAAACCUGCUGAGUGCCAAUCAGAAUAGAGGAUUUAGGACACAAACACAGAA